This is a messenger RNA of Anastrepha ludens (Mexican fruit fly), 5897 nucleotides long. Its product is annotated as trissin receptor. The record is from RefSeq and is a predicted model, not a curated record. The transcript has 10 exons. Gene Ontology annotation, biological process: G protein-coupled receptor signaling pathway. Gene Ontology annotation, molecular function: G protein-coupled receptor activity. Lineage: Eukaryota; Metazoa; Arthropoda; Insecta; Diptera; Tephritidae. The coding region runs from base 56 to 3052 and encodes 998 amino acids. Gene Ontology annotation, cellular component: plasma membrane.
CUGAAACAGCAACAACAACAGCAGUAGCUAAAGUGCAGACAUAAACAAUGUAAUAAUGCCAGUGACUGCAACUGAGCAAACGUCGAAAGCCGCAAAGUCAAAAAUGCUUGUGGGAAAUGCGGAAAGCAGCGCAGUAACAAUGACACUGACAGCGUCAGCGACAGAGAGAGAUACAGCAACAACGACGUCAAAAUUAAGCAAUCAAGAUAAUCAAAAUAAGCGCGUCCCUGCAAGCGGUGAUCAUAAGUAUUUAAGGCACGCAAUGCUUGGAAAUUUUAAUCAACAAAAUGUGUUGUGGCGAGCCAAGCAGAAGGCCAACAACAAGAACAACAACAACGACAAUGAUAUAAACAGUUUUUGUGGUAACGCGGGUGAGCUGCACAACGGACAACGACUAUUGAGGUUAAAUGGUGAGAUGAACUAUGUCAACAACAUGCAGCAAGCGACAGCAACAACAACAGUAAGAGGAACACGAAAUGUAUGUGAAAUGAAAGUGAAUGAUGCCAGCAACAUGCAUACUUUCAAUAACAACAAUACUUCAUGCCAGCAUGUCAUGAAUUAUGAACAACGCCAUGAUAAUGAAGAAUCUCUCAGCUCACAAUUUCAGUUGCCAAUGGCUUGCAACACAAUACCUACCACACGCACCGCCACGUCAGCGGCUGCAUUAUCAGUGGCGGCAAUUUCGACACGCGAGUCCGCAUUGCUUAAGGGACCAGCAGGAACAAGAAAAACAACAUCAACAUCCAGUUGCACUGAGCUCCUGCCAUUACCACCACUACAACUGCAAACAUCACCACUACCACGACCACCACCAACGCUUGUAGCGCAGCCAUUGUUGAGUCACACAGUCGGUGUAAAAAUGUCGACUAGUCGUUGUGGCACUAAUGGUGCGCUUGAUGGUGGCUUUGGCAAUAAAAUGCACAGCGAUAGUGGAAGUAUGAGACGCAGAAAAAGAGGAAGAAGAAAACAUUUCUCACUCAAGCGUCCAAGCUACUUUAAGCGCACAAUGAAAAUAGAAAGUCAAAGUGAAAACGCCAAAAUAAAUGCAACAAUGCAACCGAGUGUGGCUAAAAGCAUCUCAAAAGCAACAACACUAAAUUUUGGCGUAUUGACGUCAUUCAUUUUAAAUUCCACAUUGCUGGCGCUGUGUAAUGCCACCGCAGCGACUGCACUGUCAGCAGUGGUGGCGACUCUUAGUGAAACUAUAAGCGACUAUGCGGAUGCUGAUCCUCAACUUCCGCUUGAUAGCGACGCUUGGAGCAAAAUGCAAAAUAUGAGCUUUACCAAUGCUAAUGACAGUUUCGAUGCAAUUGGUAGAUUGGCUUGGAGUAACGGCAGUUUCAAUGGUAGUGAUAUGAGUUUUAACAACAGCGACGCGUUGGAGGAGGAGAAAGAUCGCGAGUAUAUUUUCGAUCGCAUAGAUGUACGAAUAAUAUUCAUAACACUGUAUACGUUGGUGUUUUGUUGCUGUUUUUUCGGAAAUUUGCUUGUGAUACUCGUCGUAACCUUAUCGCGGCGCUUACGCUCAAUAACGAACUUCUUUCUGGCAAAUUUGGCAUUAGCUGACUUUUGCGUUGGUCUAUUUUGUGUGUUGCAAAAUUUAUCAAUUUAUCUUAUAGAGAGCUGGGUUUUUGGCGAAUUCCUCUGCCGCAUGUAUCAGUACGUGCAUUCGCUCAGCUACACUGCGUCGAUUUUCAUACUCGUCGUCAUAUGCAUGGAACGAUAUUUCGCGAUUGUCCAUCCGAUUACGUGCAAGCAAAUUUUAACCGCCGCGCGAUUGAGGUUGGCCAUCUUAGUCGUGUGGGUCGCCUCAGCAAUUUAUUCCACGCCAAAAUUCAUAUUUAGCAAAACCAUCAAGAAUAUUCAUACCAAAGAUGGGCAAGAGGAAGAGAUUUGUGUGCUUGAUCGCAUGAUGUUCAACUCGGUAAUAUUGGAUAUGAUCAAUUUUGUUCUUCUCUAUGUUAUACCGCUGCUGGUAAUGACGGUGCUUUACAGCAAAAUUGCCAUCGCUUUGUGGCGUAGUUCGCACGGCCUUUCGCACCAUUCAGUCCCACAGCAUCAGCAGCAGCAGCAGCAGCAGCAGCAGCUUCAACAGUCACAACAACAGCAAGACGAAAGCAUGAGUUUGCAUAAUAGCAUGUAUCAUCAUCAACAUCCUCAUCCGCAUCCCCAUCAGAGCAGUCAUCACCAUCAUCAUCAUCAUCACGUGCAACAUAAUCAUCAUCCACUGCAGACGGCUGCGCAUAACAUCAAUCAUCAUCACAAUCAUUUACAGCAGACACAAACCGCGCAACCGUUAUCAGGCGUUGCAUUGACGAGUACACCUGUAGUGGGCGUGGUUGGUAUGAGCAGCGGUGAUGUUGUCAUUUGUGGUGCCGCCAGCCAAACGCGCGGUUUAUUGUCGCGUAAGCAGAGCAGCAAAUACGAGAAGCGCGGCGUAAGCAUCACUGAGAGUCAGUACGAAGGCAGCCAGGUUUCACUCGAUUCCGACCGACCCAUUGUAUCGGCAUGCCGCAACGGCAGCAACAACAAUGGCAACAGUAGUGGCAUCAGUGGUGGCAGCAUGAAUAGUAACCACAAGAGUAGUUUUAUGCAACAUCAUCAUCAUUCGUCAGCGCAUCCGCAUCCGCAUCAGCGAACGCGUGUCACCCAUACGCCGCACUCAUCGAAUGGUGUGUUGCGCGCCAGACGCGGCGUAGUGCGCAUGCUGAUCAUUUUCGUGCUAACCUUUGCUUUAUGUAAUUUGCCCUAUCACGCGCGCAAAAUAUGGCAGUACUGGUCACAUUCAUAUCGUGGUGAUUCGAAUUUUAAUGCACUGCUUACGCCGCUCACCUUUCUCGUCAGCUAUUUCAAUUCGGGUAUUAACCCGCUGCUGUACGCCUUCCUAAGUCGCAACUUUCGCAAAGGUAUGAAGGAGGUGUUGUUAUGCACAUGGAAGAAGGGCAAAGGAAAAUCGUCAUCCAAUUCAUCUGUGCAUCACAAGAGGGCCGCACUGCAGGUAACCCAUUCGCUACCAACUGACACAACGCACAUUGGCAACGAGCAACUAUGAUGGCCCAUACGUCGCAUUCGCGUGCAUCGCCGAGUUUUUGGCGCACGUUCUUAAGCAUUUACCAGCGUACGAUUUGGACGGCUACCAAUUUACAGUUAUAACUGGUUGGCGUGAAUUGUAGCAUACAACUACAAACGAGUAUGGAAUUUGAAGUGAAAAUCAAAUAAACAAUAGCUGUGUUAUAGCUUUUUGUAAAUGUUAUAGAUUUAAGCAAAAUUUUAUCAAUGUGAUGUUUUUAUGCUUCGAAGAUGCUUAGUAAAGUAGUAAUUUUAAAUAAAAUUAGUAAUUCAAUAUAUAGGUUUUAAGCUUUCAGUCUUUUAAACCAAAUUUAUAAGUAGUGUACUUACAAUACAAAAAUUUGUUUAUAAAAAAAUAUACAUUGAAAUCUAGUCACAAACUACGUUUUUGCUUGUAAAUAUGCUGAACUCCACAUUACCGUCAUGAGUAGGAUAUUAUUAAGUAGCGGCUACUCACGGUGCGCUGUGAAGGGAUAUAUUGGACUGAUCUGGAUUUUACAAGCUUUGAAAGAUGUCGCGAUUUGAAUGUGGAAGUUGUGAGAGAAUUGCUUUGUUAGGCGCGUAAUAAUUAAAAAAGAAAUUGUAAUAUAUAAUUUUGAUAUUUAUAGAAAAAUAAAAAAUUUCAAUACCUAAUUUUGAUAUUUAUAGAAAAAUAAAAAAUUCAUCAUUUGAUAUUGAAAAGAUAAGUGACAAGGUUCGUUUACUCAAGGGCAUGUUUGCAUAGUGAACAAUGGCAACAAUACUCAAGUAUGUUGAGUAUUGAGUUAGGUUAGGCUAACUUAUCUUAUCAACACUUGUCGCCCAUAGGCUAGAGCUGGUCUCCAAUAUUGAAAAGUUAGUGUAAGGUGGAGAGCGCUUUUGAUUGCAAUAGUGAUGACCUAUUACGCGAAUUUUAGCGAAAUAUUGUUCAAACAGAUUUAAGAAGACAGUUCAGCGCUUUUUUUAACAAAACCUUGCUUAUGAGUCGUAAUUUUGCUAUUUCGGAUGAUGUAAAACAGUGUCUCGUGGGUAACCGAACUACUAGUAUGCAAUUUACUCUUGACAAGUUUAAAAGGAAGUUGAUGGCUUUUAACUGUAAGCGCGAAACAUUGGCAGUCCUCCAGGAUGUACUUAAUAUGCCUAAAUAAAAAAUAGGUAAUCAAGAACAACUUAUUUCUGCUACGGACUUAAGGGGAUAGAUACCUGUAACCAGCAUAUUUUCCCUGAUUUUCAUUAAAAUUAUUUAAAAUGAAGAAGUCAAUAUAUUUUUUUCAAAAUUGGCAUACAGUUUAUUUAUACAUUAAAAUAAUAUAAAUUUUUUUUUAAUUUUAAUCAUUUAAAAUGGCGGAUGCACACUCAAUUCUUCUAGGAAGGUCGCAGCGGGGCUUCUUAGUAGGCGGGCAUUGUAGCAUCGGCGUCAGCGACCUGAAUAUAGAAAACUAAAAAUUUGUUUGCUUAUUAAUGUCAUAAUUUCUAUAUGAAUGAAACAAAAAUUAAAAAAAAACAAAAUUCGCGGAAUAAAAUGCUUCAAAAAAAAAUGAAUUUUGGUUCGAAUUUUCUAUUUGUGUUUCGAAAAAUUUUCAAAAAAUUGUAAAUUCUCAUAGAAAGUAAUAUCAUAAAAAAUAUGUGUGCAAACUUUCAGGUAGAUUGGUCAAUAAAUUUUCGAGUAAUCGUGUACGCCAAUUCGAAAAAUAUUGUUUUGAAAAACAUCUCUAAGAUUUGAAUACAUGAAAAUUCAACCUCUUCCAGCGCUCGAACGCAAAGCAUAAAGUUGUUACGAUUGACGAUUUAUAAUAUAAGAAAUACUCAAAUUUACGUUUUAAUUUUCUUUUGACAUAUUCUUAAAGGAUUAUAUUAACAUUUUAUGAAAACAAAAAAUUUUUUUUUUUCGAAAUUUUACAGGUAUCUGCCCCCCUUAACGCAUAUCUCUGGCUAGAAAUUCACUUUCACAUUUCUGGCUUCAGGCUUUGAAAAUGCGAGAAGUAUUUUAAGAAACUCUCAAGGCAAGAAUGCAGCAAGUCGACCCUAAAUGCUAUUCACUAUCUUUGUGAAAUUUAUACUAUUUCAUUAGAUCAAUAAAACAUUGUAAGAAUUUUGAUUAUGACUGAAAACUAUUUGCUAGUUUUUUCUAAAAAGUGACUUUAAUUUACUCGAAUCGCAUUUUUGCAUAUCUUUCCAAUUUGAGGCUACAGCGAGGAUAGAGAAUAAAAGAAAUUUUUAUUUCAUGUAUACUACGAUAUUUGUUCGAAAUCUGAGCCGAAUAAUUCCCAGAUAGUCAGCCCCUUGUUACGCUAUAUUCUGCUAUAGCAGGACCAGAGCUGCUCGAGUUGCUGGUUUGCGUUAAGCUGAAGAAUUUUCAUAUUUUCUAGGAGCACCUCCUCUUGGUAGCGCGGGCAGUUUGAGCUGCCAGCUCAGCUGGUACACAGCGCACAUUUUUCAUCAUUUUUGCAGCUUGUACCUGGUGGAUUUCCUUACCACAUUGCCUGCAAAGUUUGGCAUCUGUAGCACCGUCUCGGUGGUGUAAUUUCUGCUAUUCGACACUGCUACUGAACUAUCCUACAUUGAGAUGCUUCAGCACCUUUUUAGCAUUCUCUGCUCGCAGGAAUAAAUACAUGGACUGUGUACUUCCAGAAAUGGUGCGUGUGCUUCUUAUCGCCGAUUUCUUUAGAUUCUCACUUGUUUGUAACCGCCUCAAACAGCUCUUCCUCCGUGUUCAGGUCAGUGAUAAGACUUUUACAUUGGAUUGCGAUUGUAUGCGGCUUCAGGUUCACCGAUGCUACAACAUCGAGCGCAUUUUCAAAAGCCGUUUGGCAACUACUCUUCUCUACAUUCUUGCCCUUUUCAUGUCA